UGUCAUUUUACUCCGUCUUCACAAAAGACAGACUAUAGUGUUAAAUUUAACUUGCCAACAAAUCAAACAAUUCGUAGAUGGCCACAAUCAUCGAAGACUUUCCAUAGCUAAAGGUAAAAUACAAGACCAGCCAGCAGGUAAUAAUUUGAAACAAAUGAUAUGGGAUGAAGAAAUAGCUCAGAAGGCAGCAAAUUGGGCUGAACAAAAUAAGUUCCAACAUAAUCCUGACAUAAGCUUACCGUCCAAGAGAUUCGAAACUGGUGAAAAUCUUUACUUACACCGCAGUACUGAUCCAAAAUUCGUAUUGAACCUUGAUGUUAGCAUUCAAGAAUGGUUCGACGAGCAUAAGAAUUACAGAUAUAAGAAACUGGAAUUCAGCGAUUUUCAAAGUUCUAAAGUUAUUGGACACUAUACUCAGAUGGUAUGGGCCGACACUAUGUACAUCGGUUGCGCAGUAUCACAGUAUCAGGAUGGCAAAUGGAACUCUAUUCUAGUGGUAUGCAAUUAUGCACCAAGGGGCAACAAAUUAGACGAUCAUCCUUAUGACACACAAGGACGCAGAACGAACGGACUUUUAUGUAAUCUUUCUAAUUGUAAUGGCAUAUAUGGGAAAAGUUGUUCGUAAAUAUAUGCAAUGAUGCAAUUAUUUCUUUUAUAUGGUCUUCCAAUUUCCAUGAGUACCCGUACAGGCAAUUAUCGGUGGUUUACUAUAAUAGCGGCCUAUCUCAACUUAAGAACAAGCAGUGAAUUGGGUGUGUCAAAAAUACACGAACAUUCAAUAAUCCUCCUAGGAGUAACGAAAGAGUAAGACACAAUAAGAGUGGU
Molecule: messenger RNA, 825 nt
Organism: Hyposmocoma kahamanoa
Lineage: Eukaryota; Metazoa; Arthropoda; Insecta; Lepidoptera; Cosmopterigidae
Product: GLIPR1-like protein 1
Exons: 6
Coding region: 155-625 (156 amino acids)
Cellular component (GO): extracellular region
Source: RefSeq, a predicted model, not a curated record